This is a messenger RNA of Prorocentrum cordatum, 4650 nucleotides long. NCBI's taxonomy places the organism in Eukaryota, Dinophyceae, Prorocentrales, Prorocentraceae. The record is from the annotation of a GenBank genome assembly.
AUGCCCGAGCAAGCACAGGGGGACGUUGGCGAGCAUGGAGCAGACGCUAGCUCGCAUCAGCGCCUCCCAGUCGACGAGUAUGACCGUACCAUCGGCGGCCAGCUCUAUCUCGACGGCUGCGACUACGAGGCUGAGCCCGGCGACGGCGAUGUCGCAGCACUCUACCUGAACGACGCGGACGAGCAGGUCAGCUACCCGUUCGCGAACCUCCACAGCAUCUACGACCCGGGGCCGGACAAGGCGGACGUGGUCGACUCUGCGACCGGCGCGGCCCUGGACCUUGACAUGAUCCACGGCAAUUCGGAUGCGGAGGAGGUCGAGCUCAACGGCAUCUUGCGAGUGGGCAUCGACUCGUGUGCGGCGGCAUCGGUGCUGCCGCGUGGCUCGUGUGCAGACUACCCGGUGCACGAGGGCGGCCAGGCGAUCUCGUACAAGACUGCCUCUGGCCACUACGUGAACGACGAGGGCGAGAAGAUCCUCGUGGGGACGAUGCCUGGGGCUUCUCAGGCACGCGCUGCCAAGUUCAGGGUGGCGGACAUCAGCAAGCCGUUGCUGAGCGUCGCGGAGAUGGUCGACUCUGGCCAUCGGCUCGUCUUCGACUCGGAGGGCGGGCAGGACAUUAGCUACGCGUACCACAAGACCAGCGGAGACGUUGUCAAGUUCUGCCGCAGGAACAAGGUCUACGAGAUGGAUAUGCACGUCGACCCGCACGUGCCGGAGGUCUGCCCGGUCGAGGUGGCAGGCCACGAGCCUCCCGAGGGUGAAGCCGGCCAGCCAGGCGCGGCUCACGAGGAGGUCGCCGAGGGCCCGCCGGUACGGCCGGCGAGGGAGCCCGCAGCGCCGACGGCGGCCGAGCGAGCCGCGCACGAGGUGCUGCACGAGCCCUACAGGGCAUGGUGCCGGGAGUGCGUCUCCGGCAGAGGCCUGUCCGCAGGCCAUCAGACGAAGGACCGCCAGGAGUCGGCGCUCGCGGUGGUUGGCAUCGACUACGGCUACCUCGGUGAACGAGAGGACGCCGCGCCGCUGUUGAUCGGGAAAGAUUCGAAGCAGCGUUGGUUCCACGCGUCGGUGGUGCCAGCUAAGGGGACGCAGCAUCCCUGGCCGGCAAAGUCGUGGUCCAGGAGGCUGGCAUCGGCUGGCCACAAGCGCUUCGUCUUCCGCUCAGACGGCGAGGCGCCGCUCGUCGCCCUGAAGACCCGCAUCGGGGCCAAGCUCAAGGAGGAGUACGGCAUCGAGACGGUGCCCGAGGAGAGCGCGGUCGGCGACUCUCAGGGCAACGGCCUGGCCGAGCACGCGGUGCGCGAGGUCAUGGCCAAGGCGAGGACGGCGCGGGCGCAGGUGGACGACCUCCACGGCGUGAGCAUUGGCGUCGAGCACCCAGUGACCCCGUGGAUGGUCGAGUUCGCAGCCAUGUCCAUCAACCUGGGCAGGCGGGGCGCUGGCGGCCGCACGGCUAGGAUCGAGGACAAGUUCCUCGCUGGGCUCUACCUGGGGCCCACGCUUCGGACGGGCGAGGUCUACAUUGGCACGGAGUUGGGCGUACUGCGGGCCAGGGCCUUCAAGCGGUUGACGGUCGAGCAGCGGGCCGACAAGGACCUGCUGAACAGCCUCGUGGGGAAGCCGUGGGCGCCGGUGCCGACGGACGUGGAGAUGGGCGAAGUACAGGUGGCCAUCGAGAUCCGAGCGCCGGUGCCAGCGCCGGUCGCGCCUUUGGGCGGACCGCGGGCCGUCUACAUCAGGAAGGACGUCGUGAUCGCGAAGUACGGGCUCUCCCCGGGCUGCUACGGCUGCGCUGCGAUCCUCAACGGCGCCCGGGCGCAGGCUCACUCUGCCGAGUGCCGCGCUCGGAUCGAGCAGGCGAUGCAGGGCGACGAGGAGGCAAAGCAGAGGCUCGAGGAUGCCCGUGAGCGGAAGCGGCAUCGCACUGACGUCGCUGGGCCUGUCUAUCAAGAGGGCGGCUCGUCAGGCAGUGGCGGCCCAGCCCCAGCUCAGCAGGCGCCGCCAGCACCCGAGGCCGCAGCGGCGGCUGACGUGGCGAUGGCUCCGGUACCACACGACCCCGGCGACGACAACAUGCAGGAGGAGAUCGGUGCCCUCCUGCUCUCCCUCGGCUACAGCGGGCGCAAGGCCGACGUGAUGGAGGUCUUCUGCCCGAAUAGGCUUGUGGGCUUUGCCCCCCUCUUCGGUCUGGUCCACGGCGUCUCGUUCGACCUGAGGGUUGGUUGGGACCUGACCGACCGCCAGCAGCAGCGACAGUGCCGGGAGCUGAUCGAGCACUUCGAGGUGUACUUCCUCUUGGGCAGUCCUCGCUGCGCGCCGUUCUCCAUGCUGAAGUACCUGAACGAGGACACGGAGAAGCAGCGUGAGGCCUACGCCAUCGGGUACGAGCACUUGAGGUUCGUGAUGGAGCUCUACACGCUGCAGGUGAAGCACGACCGCACGCUCUUGCACGAGCACCCCUGGAGCGCGGACAGCUGGGACCUGGACAUCGUGAAGGAUGUGAUGGCUCUCCCGGGUGUCGAGGUCGGGCGAGGCGACCAGUGCGUGUUCGGCCUGGUGGUUGCGGACGCGCACGGCGACAGGCUCGCCAAGAAGCCGACAGGGUGGAUGAGUAAUAACAAGGAGAGGUUGGAUGAGGUCUGCAAGCGCUGCCCCAAUGAUACUGGCAUUGGCAGCCGCCACGAGCAUUCCACCUUCGUCGGCCGCAACAUGCGUGUGGCGGAGAGGUACCCGGUCAAGCUCCUCCGCGCCAUCCUCCGUGGCCUCCGCCGUCACCUUAGCAACAAGAAGGUGCUCACGCUUUCGGCCCUGGAUGCUGGGCCGAACGUGGGCGAUGAGGAGAUCAGCCUGAAGGACUUCGUCGGGAAGUGGCGCGACACACUGAGGACCGAGUUCUACGACGACCUCACCGGCCUCUCGCUGGACCCCACGCGGGUGAAGGCCGCGAGGCGCCUGGAGAUGGAUUUCAUGGCGCAGCUUGGCGUGUGGGUCUACGCGAGGGAGGAGGACUGUCAGCGCGAGCUUGGACGGAGGCCUCUCAGUGUGCGCUGGGUUGAUAUCGACAAGGGCGACACCGACCGGCCGGACUACAGAUCCAGGCUCGUCGUGCAGGAGACCAGGGCGCAGAGCACCAUCGCCGGGGACGACGUCGGCGCGGUGUUUGCGGCGACCCCGCCGUUAGAGUGCCUUCGGCUCAUCUGCAGCAUGGUGAUGUCGAGCGACCCGUCCGAGGGCCGCGUGCUGCGCUUCCUGGACAUCUCGCGGGCACACCCGCACUGUGAGAUCAAGAGGACGGUCUACAUCAAGCUUCCAGGGGAGGAUCCGAUGUCGCAGGAGAUCGGUACGUGUGGGCUCUUGCGGAUGGCGCUCUACGGGACGCGCGACGCUGGCCAGAACUUCGAGCUCACGGCUGCCGAGACGGUCAUCGGUGGUGGCUGUGACCAGUCGGCCUUCUCGCCUUGCGUGUACUGCCAUAAGGACCUCCAGGUGAGCUUCUUCCACCACGGCGACGACUUCGUGCUCGAGGGCUCUCGGGGCGGGGCGGAGUUGAUCUGCGAGGCCCUGAAGACGAAGUUCAUCGUGAAGGACAGGGGCGUGCUCGGGCCGGCGCCUACCGACGCAAAGGAGAUCACGUGCCUCAACAGAGUAAUGCGCUGGCGAGACCGAUGGUGCCAAGGGGGCGAGGCCAUCGAGUACGAGGCGGAUCCCAGGCACGCGCAGAUCUUGCACGCGCAGCUUGGAAUCGACCCCCGCACCGCGAAGUCAUUGAGCACGCCAGGGCUGAGCCAGAAGCUUACACCUGAGGUCGAGCGCGAGCUGAACGAGCACGAGGCGGCAGAGUACCGCAGUGCGUGCAUGAGGCUGGGCUACUUGGCGCUUGAUCGGCCAGAGGUGCAGUUCUCGGCCAAGGAGUGCGCUCGCGGCAUGCAGAAGCCGACAGAGCGACACCUCCGCCUCCUGAAGCGCGCUGGACGCUUCUUGAUCGGGGCGCCGCGGGCCAUCUGGAAGUGGGGCCGACGGCGGGCACCCACAGUGAUGGACAUCUACUCGGACACCGAUUGGGCAGGCUGCCCGAUCACGCGGAGGAGCACCAGUUCAGUCGUGAUCAAACAUGGGCAGCACCUGAUCGUGACGGCGUCGACGACUCAGAUCCCCAUCUCCAUGAGUUCGGGGGAGGCUGAGUUCUACGGCUGUGUGCGGGCGGCCAGCAGGGCCAUCGGCAUGCAGUCACUGUGCCAGGGCCUAGGCAGGGACGUGAGCCGUCGCAUCUGGAGCGACUCGGCAGCUGCUCUUGGCAUCAUGCAACGACGAGGCUGCGGCAAAGUCCGACACCUCGAGACGCCGACGCUGUGGGUGCAGAAGGCACUCAAGGACGGACGGUUUCAACUGGCCAAGGGUCCCGGGAAGUCGAACCCGGCGGACCUGGGGACGAAGUUCCUCGACCAGGCGGCGAUGCUCCGAGGGCUGGAGAUGAUGAGUGUCAAGCUCUCGGACGCGCCCCCCUCUCGAGUGCCCUUCAGGCGAAGGUCUGAACUGAGGGGCACGAGCGGCCAUUUUGGCCUGGCCAUUUCGGCCUGCAGUCUUUCGCUCCGCGCUGUCAUUGCCUUGGACGGGCUACGGCCGUCAGCGCGGCUAUUGCGUGUACUUUGA